UAGGCAGAGGUUCUUCCGAGAAUCAUCAUCAGUGGCGGGCGAUACAUACAUACAUACACACAAACGCUCUCUGCUCUCUAACAGACACCAGCGACUGAGAUAGAGAAAUGAGUAUUCAAAUUUGUAGUUUCCCGUUGCAUCCAAGGUUCUCGCUGCGACCCUGCUCCCAAACCGCCGCGAGGUCUACACGUAUCUUCGCUCGUACGGAGAAUGAAUCGUCACGGUCUGAUCAGCAACAGCUCAAUCUCUCCGUCCUUCGCUUCACAUUCGGGAUUCCUGGGCUAGACGAAUCUUAUCUACCGAGGUGGAUCGGGUACGGGUUCGGAUCGCUUAUUCUUCUCAACCACUUCUCAGCUUCAGCUCCAAUCAGCGAAUCUCAACUGAGAUCAGAGGCUUUAGGGUUAUCACUUGCUGCAUUCUCCAUAGCUUUACCUUACUUUGGCAAGUUCCUCAAGGGUUCUGAAGUAGAGAAGAGAAGCUUACCUGAAGAGGGAGAACAGGUUUUUGUGAUAUCAUCAAGUAUUGGAGACUCUUUGAAAGAGGAUUUGGCUUGGGCAACUUAUGUUUUGUUGAGGAAUACAAGUACCGUUGCUGUGAUGAUAUCGAUUCAAGGUGAGCUUUGUGUUCGCGGGUACUGGAACUGCCCUGGUCAAAUGCCAAAGGCUCAACUACAUGACUGGUUCAAGAGAAACGUUGAUGAAAUAGGCCUGGCUGAUGUUAAGGAGACCCUUUAUUUCCCUCAGUAUGCAGGUUCUGCAUUGUCGUGGGAUAUUCUUCCUGAUGGGACGCGUUCUGUUUUUGUGCAACCUCUCGUACAUAAUAUUGAUGAAUCGGAGAAAAUGGAUGGGUUUUUGCUGGUGGCUUCUACUGCUGGAUAUGCAUAUAGCGAUAAAGAUAGAGCCUGGAUUGGAGCCAUGGCUGAUAAAUUCAGAGGUUAGAUAGUUCCCAUGGAUGUAAAUGAUAUAAUGAUUUGUUGCUUCUCCUUUUCUCUUUCUGUGUUUUUGUUAAGUUGAAUUUUUGCAGCCACAACUCAGACACAGUUUCCUCAUGGUAUAUAUGCUUUGUUGCUGUUCCAUGAUUCCAUCUGAAUAUGAGAUGGUUUGCAUAUAUUCAUAGAACUUAAUUAAGAUCAGAGACGAUUGUUUAAUUCCUUUGCUAAUAUAUUAACGAGACUUUAGGUUUAGGGUACCAUGGUCCUUGCAGGUAGGCUACACGUCAGUAGCAAAUAUACAAACUUACGUUUGAAGAGAACCUUGAAAAUAUAUUGGUAUCCAUAACCAAAAGCACUAAACAUCUUAUUUGUCAGGUCCUAGGAUAAUGCUUCUCUCAGUUUGAAUCUGUUAAUGCUAUCACCUUAAAAAUGAAUAUCGGUAUCAUCGUGAAAACGUUUACCCUAUUUCUAAACUUUUUGUUUAAUGUGCUUUUCUUCGUAUGACUUGCAGGAUGAUCUAAUAAGCUUUCUCCGAUUAUUUGACCUCUUGCCUGGAGACAUGAGGAAUACAAAGCUCUGUCUAUGUAUAACAUAUGUGUCCGUGAUCUUAACUGAUCCAUCUUUGUUGUUCUUUUUGCCGGUUUUUUCUGCAAUCUUAUCUGCAGGCUAAGAUCAAGUGGAGGCACAAUAGUCGAUUCUCCGAAGAGCAUCUCCAUCUGUUUGGAUCUGAUCUAGAUGGAAAAAAAUGUAACCUCUAAUCUUUGCUUCUUUUGCUAACGCGUGUGCCGGACAUUCCUACUCCGAAGAAUAUGAGACCAAUCGGCUGUACCUUGCUAGCGAAGUAAGCAAGAAAAGGGAUGCCAUUAGUUUGAUUCAAAGGCAUAUCUAUAGGAUAGCCUCUGUUUCCGACGGCAGUGUCUCAUGCUCACAUACUCGAAGUUUUCCUGUAAUUUCUGGAACACCUCGAUCUCUGUCGCGAAUGAUGGCCACUCUAUCGGGUUUGUAUUCAUGUUCACUAAGUCCUACUAGUUUGUCUCGAACCGUAUCGAGGUUAUGACACAAAAACUUUAUUUUUUCCACCGAA
Brassica napus (rape) is the source of this 2015-nucleotide messenger RNA. RefSeq names its product protein COFACTOR ASSEMBLY OF COMPLEX C SUBUNIT B CCB2, chloroplastic-like. Lineage: Eukaryota; Viridiplantae; Streptophyta; Magnoliopsida; Brassicales; Brassicaceae. Gene Ontology annotation, biological process: cytochrome b6f complex assembly. The record is from RefSeq and is a predicted model, not a curated record. The coding region runs from base 108 to 938 and encodes 276 amino acids. The transcript has 6 exons.